AUGAGCAACUAUCUACAGAGGAACAUAAAAGAGGCUUACACCACUCAUGCAGAAUUAGGGAUCUCAAAGUCUCAGCUGUCCACAAAGGAGCUGCCUGAGGCCUCUCAACAAACUGUGAAGAGCACAAGGUCAAAGGUCACCCCAGAGAGAGUGGCCCUGUUGGUUCUCAGUGCUCUUCUGGCUGCUGCUGUUGUUGCCCUCUGUGUUACCAAAAGAGACUCUGAAGAAAAACCAUGCAGCACGGUGCAGCCUACAUGUCCACAACCUCCUGAAGUUACAGGUGAGCCAUGUUCUAAAUGUGAAGAAGGCUGGGAGCAACAUGGAGGAAAGUGCUAUUACUUCUCUACCAGUAAAUCAUCCUGGAACAAGAGCAGAGAUGAGUGUAGAGCUAAAGGAGGAGACCUGGUUAAAAUAGACAGCAGAGAGGAGCAGGAAUUCCUGGGGAAAAAAGUGAGACGCAUAAUGACGGAUCAUGAAGACAAGUUCUGGAUCGGACUGACAGACUCAGCAGAGCAGGGCAGAUGGUUGUGGGUGGACGGAUCACCACUGAACAAAAGUUUAUCUUAUUGGAACUACUAUGAGCCGGACAACUGGACAGAGGACAACUGUGUACUGAUGGGUGAAAAAGGUGAUCGUUACCUGAAGAGUUGGUCUGAUACAUCCUGCAAAGUGUCUCACAGAAGUAUUUGUGAGAAACCAGCAGCAAAAGGACAGAAUAAAAUUUUAUGUGUCUGAAAUUCAGCUGUAAAACUGUACAGGAAACAGGAUACUGUGUGAUUCUUUAUUUUCUAUGUGACAAACAUUUAAAAAUCACUUAGCAAAUGUUUUGUAGAAGAAACUGAAACAUACUAACACAAAUCUGAGUUAUAUUUUUAUUAAAUGUGUUUAUUGAGGUAAUUUGUUUCUGCAGCAGUGUUUACAUCUGUGAAAUAUUAAAAUAUUGUUCCUUAUUUUUCCUUGUCUUUUCUUUUAAGAAUUUAUAUUUAUAUAUUCAACUGUUGGUGUGUGCUGCCGUAGCCUCGGGUUUAUAUUGUUUAAAUAUAAAUCUGAGUUUUAAAUGUCAGUGUUUUAAAUAUUUCAUUCACACAUGUUUUCAGAUAGUGUAGAGGAGGAUUUUUCAGUAUGUGCAUUGAGAAGUUUCACUGGACACUGUGAUAUU
This is a messenger RNA of Oreochromis aureus, 1159 nucleotides long. Its product is annotated as hepatic lectin-like. The transcript is spliced from 7 exons. Lineage: Eukaryota; Metazoa; Chordata; Actinopteri; Cichliformes; Cichlidae. The coding region runs from base 1 to 735 and encodes 244 amino acids. The record is from RefSeq and is a predicted model, not a curated record.